Messenger RNA from Porites evermanni, 1275 nucleotides. Lineage: Eukaryota; Metazoa; Cnidaria; Anthozoa; Scleractinia; Poritidae. The record is from the annotation of a GenBank genome assembly.
AUGAAAGCUGAAUACAGACUAGCAGAGGACAUGAGGCCCAUCGACCAUCUAUUGUUCAUCGCAUCAAAAAGGGGUAAGGAUGUUAUUAGAAUAAAUCAAAAUGUCGUUUUGGCUAGACAAGUAAGGUGUCUUGGAAAUGAGAAGAGGAAGGAAAUUGGACAGCAGUGAAAUCGACCUACCAGAUGACCAACACAGUGAAGUUGUAGAUGAGGGCUACAGAUAGUAUGGGAAUUUCAACAGGACCAGACUAUCAAUACCAAAAUGAAAGGCAAGAAAAAAGCGGGAUAUAUCAGAAGAGUUAAGAAGCUGUGUAGAUCCAAAUUGAAUGGCGGAAGUCAUAUUAGUGGCAUAAAAGCCUGGGCUGUAGAUGUACUACGCUGCCGUGCAGGUAUCAUAGACUGCAGAGUAGAAGAGCAGGUCAGCAGGGAUAGAAAUACUAGGAAGAUAUUGGCAAUGAAAUGCUGUUUACACGCCAGAAGUAAUGUUGCCAGACUGUAUUUACCGAGGUAGGAAGUGAGGGGAAGGGGGGGGUGACUGGUUUUACGAGUGGUAGAGAGGGAGAGCAAAUCCUUGCAUGGCUCCCUGAGAGAGAGAGCACAGAGUAGGUGCUGCAAAUGGCUUUGAGGAAGAACGUGCUUUAUAAAAAGGUAAUCUUCAGGGCUCCUAGAGGACAAGGAAAGAGGAGAAAGUGUGGAGUUGGAAGUAAAAACCCUUCUCUCCAGAUGUGGCUGGAGAGGAGUCCUGGCAAUGGAUCAGGAAUGGUUUUUAAAAUAGGAAACAAAAGACUUGAUCCUCAAGAACAAGCUUCAAGAAAAAAUUCGGUCAAACACGGAAUAGAGAAGACCUAUGAGACAAUUAUACGCAGAUUUUGUUCGCUUCAUUGAAACAGUACAUCAAACUGUCAGCAGAUGUAGGAAGCUUGCCCAGAGAGGACAGAGAGGACGGGGCUCUACGGGUAUACCAGGAACUUGGCGGAAAGUAUGGUUACAGUGUACCGACAAGUGUUUAGACCAUCAAGCCAUAGCAAAUGCAGAGUGCAGAAAAGAGGAUAACUUGGGACAGGAGUGCCUUCCCAGACAAGCGGCUGAGGUACAAUUGGCCAAAUAUUACUAUAGUGCACAAAGGUACACAGAAGUGGCACACAUUGACAUAGCUGGGCCAGUGGACCAGAAUAUCCUUACUACUGAGGUGGAGAAGGUGGAAAGGUAUCAAAACUUAGCGCUCAAAAGUAAAAGAAUCAAUAGUCACGAAAGUGACAAUACUACCCACUGUGAU